Molecule: messenger RNA, 930 nt
Organism: Cokeromyces recurvatus
Lineage: Eukaryota; Fungi; Mucoromycota; Mucoromycetes; Mucorales; Mucoraceae
Exons: 4
Coding region: 235-705 (156 amino acids)
Source: RefSeq, a predicted model, not a curated record
AUGAAAAGAUCCAAUACAAAAGACUAUAGAUACUGCCCUGUAACUGAAUGUAAAUAUUGAUGAAUAAUAAAAAUAAAACACUUUGGGAGGCUAGCGUAUAGACGUGAUAUAUUGAAUUGAUAUAUUCGAGACUUGUGAAAUACCAAUUAGCAAGCCAAUACUUUUGCUAAGAAACAGCACAAGUAUGAAAGCGUACAAGCAAAAGCUGUUAAUGAUAACACAAACAAACAAUUUAUGAAAAGGGGUGUCAAAAGAAAGGAUAUUUAUAAAGAAAAGAAAGAUAAAGCAAAUGCAAAAAGGGCAAGAAGCUCUAUUUCUUCAAGCAAUCAAAACUUAACAUGUAAAUCUUGCAAGAAUAUGGGUCAUUCUUCAGCAAGGACUAAAGAAUGCCCAAACCAUAACUUUACAUUGAAAGAGCUACUAAACAGAAAUCUUGGAUUUAAUUAUCAAAGAUACACUGUUUCUCUACCGCUGAAAUCGUUUGUGUCCGCAGCAAAUCAAAAUGUCUACGUGCAAAAUUUCCCUAUUCAAUAUGUCUCAGAUGCGGUGCUUUCUCAUGAGAUACAACCAGCUAUGGAUGGCAAUAUUGCUUUUUCAUUAAAUGAAAAAGCCCAAGACAACAUCCGUGCCCUCUCAAAACCAUUGAUUUUGGAAAUUAGAAACAGAUUACCUUCGUUUCCGAUGACAAAAAUAAACUCUCAAUAAAGCACAUUUUGGUAUAAUACCAGCAUUAAGGCAUAUUCUGGUUAAAUACAAAGCCUUAAUUGAGGAAAACCCACAAACACAGCCUGGUUUACUAGAACAGACAAAUCCACCAAAUAGAAAAAGACCAAAAAAGAAGAAGGUUAAGAAGAAUAAAAAGACAAGCAAAGACGAUGAAAAGAAGUUCGUUCCACCCAGGCUCUUUAGUUUGUUUCCAAAACCAAGUCU